AUGGGAACGCGCGCUGAGAGGUCCGCAGGUCUGCGCUGCAGUUCCGGAGGUCCGCGCCGCGGUGCUGAAAACCCGGCGCGCAGGCGGCUGGCUCUGGGCGCGCGCCAGCAAACCCACUUCUGGAGCCCGCGGACCCCGAGCACGCGCCCGACAGCCCCUCCUGGGCCGGCGCGCGGCGUCGCCAGGCCAGCCAUGGCCCCCGACCCGGUGGCCGCCGAGACGCCGGCUCAGGGACCUACCCCGCGCUACUUCACCUGGGACGAGGUGGCCCAGCGCUCAGGGUGCGAGGAGCGGUGGCUAGUGAUCGACCGUAAGGUGUACAACAUCAGCGAGUUCACCCGCCGGCAUCCAGGGGGCUCCCGGGUCAUCAGCCACUACGCCGGGCAGGAUGCCACGGAUCCCUUUGUGGCCUUCCACAUCAACAAGGGCCUUGUGAAGAAGUAUAUGAACUCUCUCCUGAUUGGAGAACUGUCUCCAGAGCAGCCCAGCUUUGAGCCCACCAAGAAUAAAGAGCUGACAGAUGAGUUCCGGGAGCUGCGGGCCACAGUGGAGCAGAUGGGGCUCAUGAAGGCCAACCAUGUCUUCUUCCUGCUGUACCUGCUGCACAUCUUGCUGCUGGAUGGUGCAGCCUGGCUCACCCUUUGGGUCUUUGGGACGUCCUUUUUGCCCUUCCUCCUCUGUGCGGUGCUGCUCAGUGCAGUUCAGGCCCAGGCUGGCUGGCUGCAGCAUGACUUUGGGCACCUGUCGGUCUUCAGCACCUCAAAGUGGAACCAUCUGCUACAUCAUUUUGUGAUUGGCCACCUGAAGGGGGCCCCCGCCAGUUGGUGGAACCACAUGCACUUCCAGCACCAUGCCAAGCCCAACUGCUUCCGCAAAGACCCAGAUAUCAACAUGCAUCCCUUCUUCUUUGCCUUGGGGAAGAUCCUCUCUGUGGAGCUUGGGAAACAGAAGAAAAAAUACAUGCCGUACAACCACCAGCACAAAUACUUCUUCCUAAUUGGGCCCCCAGCCUUGCUGCCUCUCUACUUCCAGUGGUAUAUUUUCUAUUUUGUUAUCCAGCGAAAGAAGUGGGUGGACUUGGCCUGGAUGAUUACCUUCUACGUCCGCUUCUUCCUCGCUUAUGUGCCACUAUUGGGGCUGAAAGCCUUCCUGGGCCUUUUCUUCAUAGUCAGGUUCCUGGAAAGCAACUGGUUUGUGUGGGUGACACAGAUGAACCAUAUCCCCAUGCACAUUGAUCACGACCGGAACAUGGACUGGGUUUCCACCCAGCUCCAGGCCACAUGCAAUGUCCACAAGUCUGCCUUCAAUGACUGGUUCAGUGGACACCUCAACUUCCAGAUUGAGCACCAUCUUUUUCCCACGAUGCCUCGACACAAUUACCACAAAGUGGCUCCCCUGGUGCAGUCCUUGUGUGCCAAGCAUGGCAUAGAGUACCAGUCCAAGCCCCUGCUGUCAGCCUUCGCCGACAUCAUCCACUCACUAAAGGAGUCAGGGCAGCUCUGGCUAGAUGCCUAUCUUCACCAAUAACAACAGCCACCCUGCCCAGUCUGGAAGAAGAGGAGGAAGACUCUGGAGCCAAAGCAGAGGGGAGUUUGAGGGACAAUGCCACUAUAGUUUAAUACUCAGAGGGGGGUGGGUUUGGGGACAUAAAGGCUCUGACUCAAACUCCUCCCUUUUAUCUUCUAGCCACAGUUCUAAGGCCCAAAGUGGGGGGGGGGGGGUGGACACAGAAGUCCCUAGGAGGGAAGGAGCUGUUGGGGCAGGGGUAUAAAUUAUUUCCUUUUUCUAGUUUGGCACAUGCAGGUAGUUGGUGAACAGAGAGAACCAGGAGGGUAACAGAAGAGGAGGGACCUACUGAACCCAGAGUCAGGAAGAGAUUUAACACUAAAAUUCCACUCAUGCCGGGCGUGGUGGCUCACACCUGUAAUCCCAGCACUUUGGGAGGCCGAGGCAGGCAGAUCACGAGGUCAGGAGUUCGAGACCAGCCUGACCAACAUAGUGAAACCCCGUCUCUACUAAAAAUAGAAAAAUUAGCCGGGCCUGGUGGCGCGUGCCUGUAAUCCCAGCUACCCAGGAGGCUGAGGCAGGAGAAUCGCUUGAACCGGGGAGGUGGAGGUUGCAGUGAGCUGAGAUCACGCCAUUGUACUCCAGCCUGGGUGAUAGAGCAAGACUCCAUUUAAAAAAAAAAAAAAAAUCCACUCAUAUAAAGGGUGAGCUCAGCUCACUGGUCCGCUUCUCAGUGCCUUCUCCAUCCUCAUUUGCAAACCUCAGAGGGAUAAAGCAGUUGAACCUGAUGAGCAAGAAUUAUAACAGCAAGGAAACAUUAAUGCUUAGAAUUCUGAGAUCCAGCACAACUCAAGUCUGUGGGAGCUCAGCUCACUGCCCAGGGAUAGGUAUGACCUAUGUCUGCCUUAGGCUGCUGGGAGAUGCCAUUCUCCAGUUUCAGAAGCAGGCAGGGCAAAGGUCAAGACUGUGGUAUUGGGGUCUUUUGGCUCUGAAGGAUCCUGGAACCACUGAUUUUGGUUUAUUCCCUCCAGGGUCUAAAGAGAACAAGAGGUGCUAGCUCUUACCAAAACAGAUGGUAGAGAGAGUUGCUGGCUAUUUAAAAAGCUCUUUCAUCUUUUAAUUCACCUCUUCUUUUCACCUCUUUAACCACUCCUCAGGAACAGAACACUUCUAAGACUGGAGGUCUACUUUUAGCUCCAUAAGCAAGUGAGCAGAUGGGACAAGUUAGUCUUUUCUCCCUAGAAACAAAGGGGAUGCCUAGUGGUUUCCCUUUGCUUCCCAACCUAAAAUUUCAAGUUUAAUAAAAUAGCAGUUAGCAGAAGUGACCAAAUUGGGAGAUAAUUAUCAGUCAUGAGGAAAGACACAGAUUUCGGUCAUAAAGAAUGUAAGGGCUAUAAGCAGAAACUUUCUGUAACUUAAAUGAUGUUAUAGAAUUAUUUUUGAGCAGGAGCAGAAAGAUUAAAUAUGAUCACUUCAUACUUCUAAAUCAGAAAUAGGAAGAUUAAAACCACAGAACAGUUUGUGAUUGCUAUUGCUGUAGCUAGGUAUCUUACUCUGUCCAUUCUUGUUCAAGUAUCUAACUCUUCUGGAAACCAAAUAGGCUUUAGAAGAGAUUAUCCUAAAUUCCUAUCAGUGUAAUACUAAAAUGUAACUUUUUAAUCAUCUGGUUUUUAAAAGAUAAACAGUUUAGCCCAUCUCUCCAGAGAGCAAACAUAGGAAUAUGCCUCAGGAGCCUCCUAGGGCUUAUCAUCAGCCCUCACACCAGCUUCCCCCUCCAACUCACAGCCUUUGCUUCCAGGUGGCGGGAUUACUACUUUGCCUCUUCAGCAGCAUCUACUCUAGGCAUAUUGAUCAUUUUGGACACUGGGAGAAGAGAACCUCAAACUAGGAGGAAAAGAUAGAGCCUCCACUUAGUUUUGGGAGGGGAUGGCAGACAGUCAAGGAGAUGAGCAUCCUAAGGCAUGUUGGGAUAGGGUCAGAUGCGCCACCCAUGGAGAGGUUUGUCAACACAGAGACAUGGAAGGUUAGAGGUUUGUCAACACAAAGACACAGGAAGAAUGGGCUGCAGAAGAUUUAGAUGUUUUCCAUUUGGGCACAUUUUACUUAGCUGGAGAACUUGGCAAAAAGACAUGGAAGGUUAGGUUUGUCAACACAAAGACAUGGAAAUUAGAGGUUUGUCAACACAAAGACACAGGAAGAAUGGGCUGCGGAAGAUUUAGAUGUUUUCCAUUUGGGCACAUUUUACUUACCUGGAGAACUUGGUUUAAAACAGUCUGGGUAGGAAAAUUAGAAGCAAGCUGGGUGCAGUGGCUCAUGCCUGGAAUCCCAACACUUUUGGGAGGUCCAGGCAGGAGGAUCAACUUGGGCCCAGGAGGUCAAGCCUGCAGUGAGCUGAGAUCACACCACUGCACCCCAGCCUGGGGUGAUAGAACAAGACCCUGUCUCAAAAAAAAAAAAACAAAAACUUAGAAGCAGAAUUGAGGAGAUGUACCUCCAUUGGCUUCCUCACUCCAAUAGGUGCUGAUCCUUCCUAUUCCUAUUCUUUGCCACCUAAGUUUUGGGUGUGGUGUCACCAGCCUGUUUAGCCAAGUAGCUUUGGGCAUAGGCUACCCAAUCUGAGCAAACACCAGUGAGGCUCUAUUGAGCCAAGACCAGGUCCUCAAAGCACCUGAACCACUGUGGCCUUCUCAGCCUAUAGCAGUAUGGUCUCUUACAUGGCUACAAAGGGACACACAGUGACAAAAGGCUCAGGAUGUUACAAUGGUAAAAUGAGUGAUCUCAAAUCCACUGACAGAUGUAAAAUAGGCUUAGAGAGGAAAAGCUGCCUCUGGUCAAGUAGACCAUGGCAGAAUGAAUUCCAACUCACUUUUUUACAACUCCAACUUCUAUUGUUUGUCUUUGUUACUUUCAUUUUUUUACAACCUGGCCAGAGGCAUUUUUUUAAUCAGGCCCAAUAUCAGUAUCCUUUCUGUGUGUGCCAAUUUUGUUAUCACAUCCCUAUGAAGUUGAAAAAUAAAGUUAAUUUUGACCAAAA
Messenger RNA from Pongo pygmaeus (Bornean orangutan), 4540 nucleotides. It is a transcript of the gene FADS1, whose product is annotated as fatty acid desaturase 1. Gene Ontology annotation, cellular component: membrane. Gene Ontology annotation, biological process: lipid metabolic process. Gene Ontology annotation, molecular function: oxidoreductase activity, acting on paired donors, with oxidation of a pair of donors resulting in the reduction of molecular oxygen to two molecules of water. NCBI's taxonomy places the organism in Eukaryota, Metazoa, Chordata, Mammalia, Primates, Hominidae. The record is from RefSeq and is a predicted model, not a curated record.